Molecule: messenger RNA, 1125 nt
Organism: Stylonychia lemnae
Lineage: Eukaryota; Ciliophora; Spirotrichea; Sporadotrichida; Oxytrichidae
Source: the annotation of a GenBank genome assembly
AUGUGGAUCACAGUUAUCUUUUUGACGCUAGCAAUAUAAUAAAUAGACUCAAAAUAGCAACAAUAAGGUCCUUUAGACUCAAAUUAUAACUACUCUGAGAUUAAGAAAUCACAUCCUCGUCAGAGAGAGUUUAGUAAAUCAAUGUUACAGAUCCAACUAGAUGGUGAAACAGUUAUUGAGCAUUAUGCUACUAAAAUUGAUACCACGACUACUCAAGCUCCUCGAGAGUAAAAAGCAAGAACACUUUAAACCAUUUACAAUGAUACAACAGGCUAUAUAAUUUAUUCUGGUGGAACAACAUCUCGUGUUACAUUAAGAGGGAUCUAAACAACGACUAAGAAAACAAAUACAACUACUACAAAAUAGACUUCAACUACUACCAAAAAGGCAUAUUAUAGAAGUAGGAGGAGUGGUACAGAUAUAAUUAUUUUAACAUCUGUUUUGCCUGCGCUUGCUCCAACUUUAGGUAUGUUUUUGAUUUUUGUUGGUUGCUGUUGGUGCGCAAUGUGCAGGAGAGUCAGAUUUAGAAAUGGAAUAAUGUAGGCCUAAUGCAUUUGCACUAACUGCAAAAGAAAAAAGCCUAGAUAUUAAAGAGAGGCAUCUGCGUAUAAAAAAGCUAUAGACAGAGGUGUAGUAUCAGAACCUAAUACUGAUAUAAUGAGAUUAGUUGCAUAAAGUUAAGCAUAAAAUCAAGUAAUCAUUCAAGGACCUGCAUUUGGAGCUCCUAAUUAUUUCUAUCCAACAGUUACUGGUGGAGCAGUCAUUAAUCCAAACGGUCAAAAUGUUUAUGGAUAACCUUUAGGAUAUAAUCAAAAUUAGGUAUUCCCGAUGGCCUAUGGCAGUUAACCAAUAUUAGAUCCUAAUUAAUAAAUGGCUCUUUAACAAUAGCAUCAAAUGCAAAUGAAUAAUUAGGCUUUUGGAUAUCAAGUAAACCCUGUUCAAUAUCCCAUUAUUAAUAAUACCAACGAAGGAGUUUCCUAAAAUACUCUUCAAACUUAUCCAGAUUAAAACAUUUCUUAGAUUGGUCUUAUUUCAAACUAAAUUGGUUAAAAUCAGCCUCAAAAUGAUCUAUCAGUUAUUUACGAUUAAAAUCAAAAUUUUAAUCUUGAAUAGAAAAAAUAAUGA